CUGUCGCGCCGCCCUUCGUCUCCGUCUCUGCUCGCUCUGCAGGCUUCAUGUGAACACAGACCUGAAACGGUCCUGGAGUAAACUGUUUGUGGCAAGCGAUAACUUUGCGAAGAGCGAUGGAGAGCCUGGAUCACGUGGAAAACGAUCUGCCUCUUCAGCUUCCGUCUCUUCGCCUCUUCAUCCCUCCCCUGCGGUUAGUUUCUGGCGCCAUGUGGCACACUGUGCAAAGCAGAAACAUUCAGGAUUACGGGAUGGUGGAAAAGUUCGUCAGCACGGUCACAGAGAUUCUGCCAGAACUGUUGAAUCCGGAGCAGAAGGUCCAGCUUGUCCUUGGACUCCGAGCGCGAGUGGUUCUUGAACUAUGUCGGUCUGAGCAGAUUCCAGAUACAGAGUCUGUGAGGAGGCACCUGGAUCAGAUAAGGACUCUCAUGUCCACAUGGGCAGCACAGCCUUGUUUUGCCAAUGUCGGUCUUCAUCGCACAAACUUUGUGGAUCAGGUGGAACUGAUGUUAAAAGACCCAGAAGAGAAGAAGAAAUUCUUCCAGGAUGUUUUCCCCACAGAUUUUGGAGCCGAUUAUGACGACAGACUGCUGACGCUGAUGCUGGAUUUUGUGUCCAGACUGGAUAGGCUCCUCCCUGUACCAGACAUCCAGCAGACCGCAUACCUUCUCAGUGCAGUGCCUUCUGCUUUGGAGGAGUGUUUUCGCUCGGUACCCGACUCACAGCACCUGGCUGCUGUCCUGCGCUACCAUGCAUCGCUUGGAUGUAUUGAUUCCUCUAAUGAAACUCAGACGAUUUCAUCCUCUGCUGGGACCUCCAUCCUGUCAUCCCUGUGUCUUCCUCAGCUAGAGCAUCUCAUGAUCUGUUCCGACCCAAUACAGACACGGUCUUCUCCUGACAGCUUGACUGUUAAAGUGGAUGAAGAGACUGUGACAUUGGCUGAUGAUGCUCAGCCUUCUAGUCCAAUUGAGCCCAAAGAUCCUGAAGAAUCAAAUUUGGAAGCAGCUAUUCAAGAAGCACCUCAUGGGGACUCUGGUGAGGCCGCAGAGCCUCCAGACCUUCAGCCGCCACAACAAACCAGGUGGCUGCGACUGAGGAGAGCUUGUAAAGAAAAGCAAGAUCCAUCAAAGCCUAAAAGAGUACGAAGGAAAUGCCUCAACAUUAAAACAUGCCCCAUUUGCAAUAAGACUUUUCCUCGAGCUGCAGGCAUGAGACGGCACCUGGAAAUACACAAAUCAGAGCGGGAUUACAGUCACGAGUGCAGCAUGUGUGACAAACGAUUUAGAGACCAGUAUGACCUAAAGCGACACACCAUGCGUGUCCAUGAAAAGGGAGAGGUGGGUGCCAGCAGUAGAGGCUGGAAAUCAAAAGAGUCGACAAAUAACACCUGUCCUCACUGUGGGAAGUAUUUCGCCUGGCAGAGUGAUCUGAGGCGCCACGUAGAGACUCAUUCAGGGGAGCGACCACAUCACUGUUCUUUGUGUGACAAGAAGUUUAAAAAUCCAUACGCCUUGAAGUCACACGAGAAGAGCUGCAAAGCCCAGGAGGAGAAAAGGGCCAAGAAAAUGGAAAAGGAAAAUCCUGAGACGUCUCCAGAGGUUUUAACGGACCCUCCACAAGGUCCGCAAGAGGACAUAGACAGCAAUCCGCCUUUAUGUACGGAGCCGACUCCAUAUAUGCUGCUAUCUACUGAAGUCUCAGUCAGACAUAAAGUCUGUCCUGUCUGCAGCAUGAUCAUUAAGAACAACAGGGACAUUAAGAAGCAUUUACGAUCUCACUCUGAGGAACGGCCGUAUGUCUGCCUCACGUGUGAAAAGGGAUUCAAGUACAAAGACACCAUAAAGAAGCACCAAACUCUGAAAGGCCACGAAGGCAUCAGAGAGGUGCAGUGUAAGAAACUGGAGCGGCUUAUCUCUGAGGUUGAGGCUCAGGGCACCGAUGAUACUGGUGGACUUGAAGAAAUGAAUCCAGAUGCAUCCGAGGAUGCUCCAAAGGAGAGUCUGCCUGUUCUGAAGAUUUCUAAAAAAGGGCUGAAGGUGUGUCCCAUCUGUUCCAAGACCUUCGAUAUGAUAAAAACCUUGAACAAGCACCUCCAGUCCCACAGGGUUGAUCGGCCGUAUUUUUGCGUCCACUGCAAAAGGCGUUAUAAAGACUUGUACGGACUCAAAAGACACCAGAUCUAUGCGGUUUGUUACAACAAACCCCCACGUUACUCGCUAAAGAAAGGGCCCAAUCAAAGUGAAACGACCAAUACGGAUCUUCAACAAAUCUUCGUCUGGUGCUCCAACUGCAGCCAACACUUCGAAUCCCUGUCUGCUCUCAAGGAGCACCAUAGAACCGUGUGCAGAGCCGAACCAACCGUGAAGAAGUGCAACGAGUGCGGGAAGGAGUUCAAGAGUAUAACGAUGCUCAAGGUGCACAAGAACAUUCACAACCCGUUGUACUGCAAAGACUGCAAAAAGAUCCUAGCCGACGAGCCCGCCUUCGAGCGGCACAAGUUGUUGCACAGACCGAUGCAGUGCACCAUGUGCGACAAGACUUUCAUCAUCUCCAGGCGUCUGAGGGAACAUUACGAGAAGGAGCACAACUUUACAGGGCCCUUCCCGUGCACUCAGUGCGACAAGAUCUUCGUCCAGUUGUCCUACCUCAUCAUCCACCAGCGGGUCCACAGAGGAGAGUUUCCCUUCGUCUGUGACAAGUGUCCUGCAAAGUUCAGGACUUCCUCCUUGCUGACAGUUCACCGACGGAAGCACUCUGGGGAGAAGCCUUUCCUGUGCUGGCAGUGUGGGAAGUCUUACCGCGCUGCCUCAGACCUCUCCAUGCACAUGGGAACCCACUCUGAGGAGAGACCCUGGUCCUGCACUCAGUGCGAUAUGGCUUACCGCACAAAGGCACAGCUUAAGAACCACGUGGAGCAAGUCCACCUCUGUAUCAGGUUCACAUGCGCCACCUGCGGGAGGCAGUUCAUGAAGGAGAUGUCGCUGAAGAGGCACGAGCUCACUCACACAGGCGAGAGGCCUUUUCCCUGCACAGAGUGUGGGAAAUCCUUCCUGACGGGUAACGAGCUCCUGCGGCACAGCAGGUACCACACCGGGGUGCGCCCGUACAAGUGCGAGGUGUGCUGCAAGGGCUUCAUCCAGUCAAGCUACUUAAAGAUCCACAUGCGCCUCCACACAGGAGAAAAGCCGUAUGCCUGUGACAUCUGCGACAAACGCUUCAGAUUGUCUAGAAACAUGCAGAAACACAGGAGGACUCACGACGGGAAAAAGAUCUUCACAUGUGAGAUCUGUGGAUUCGGUUUCGCCCAGAAGAAAUUGCUGAACGAACACUGUGUCACCCACGAACAGAACAUUGAGAGGGGAUACACAAAUGAAAUCGAGUUGGAAUGUCAAUAGAGGUUUUCAAUAAACAUGUUUAAAAUGUCCUAAUGUUUUUUGAGGCAUUCCUAUUCCUUUGUUAAAUUGUUCAGAGGGAUGUUUUCAGUUGACCUUUCUCUAUCAUCUUUAGUCAACGACAUUGAACUAGAAGAUAAGAACUUCUAUGAAGUUGGACAAUGAAAUUUUUAUUAAUAUCUUCUACUGAUUCAAUAAUAAAUUUGUAACUGUAUUCUUUUUUUCUCAGGCUGCUGGAGUUGUCCUGACCUUCUAUUGUUCUUAGAUUCUAAUUAAGCCCAAAAUAAAUGCUGAAUUGUUUUUUGGUUACAGAAAAGUCUAAUUUUAACUAGUUAUUGGUCAACAAAUGUGCAACAAUACUAUAAAUCAUUAAGCAAAUAUAUAAAGUUAUUGCCAAAUUA
Cyprinodon tularosa is the source of this 3793-nucleotide messenger RNA. Its product is annotated as zinc finger protein 420-like. The record is from RefSeq and is a predicted model, not a curated record. Gene Ontology annotation, cellular component: nucleus. The transcript has 7 exons. Bases 117 to 3395 code for a protein of 1092 amino acids. Gene Ontology annotation, molecular function: RNA polymerase II cis-regulatory region sequence-specific DNA binding; DNA-binding transcription activator activity, RNA polymerase II-specific. Lineage: Eukaryota; Metazoa; Chordata; Actinopteri; Cyprinodontiformes; Cyprinodontidae. Gene Ontology annotation, biological process: regulation of transcription by RNA polymerase II.